Pimephales promelas (fathead minnow) is the source of this 3102-nucleotide messenger RNA. RefSeq names its product tubulointerstitial nephritis antigen-like 1 (gene tinagl1). Gene Ontology annotation, molecular function: peptidase inhibitor activity; cysteine-type peptidase activity. The record is from RefSeq and is a predicted model, not a curated record. NCBI's taxonomy places the organism in Eukaryota, Metazoa, Chordata, Actinopteri, Cypriniformes, Leuciscidae. Gene Ontology annotation, biological process: proteolysis.
CUGAAGAGAGUGUGUGUGACUGUGUUCACUGCUUUGACCUGUAGCUGAAACAGACCUGCUCACAUUUUGUACUCUGGAUAUAACCAGAAGAAGGAUUUUAUUUCACGAAACAAGAUAAGCAAUGUUGAAGCUCCUGAUGCUGGCUGCCGUUGCAGCGCUCCUCCUGCUGUCAGAAGAGGGGAUGUCAGCGAGGACUCUCUCCCGCUCUAAGAGAGAACUAGCCAGCCCGCUGCACCUCAGGGGGAUCCGGGACCCCUUCGGCUCCUACUGCCAGAGGAGAGGAGGCUGCUGCCCCGGCCGAAACGACCAGUGCACUGUCCCGUACCUGGACACCAUCUGUUACUGCGACCUGUUCUGCAACCGCACCGUGUCCGACUGUUGUCCUGACUUCUGGAGCCACUGCCUGGGAACAAAUCCUCCAUACCCUCCCAGUUCUUGUGAAAGGAAUGGCCAAAGGUUUCACUCAGGAGCAACAUACAAAGAGAACUGUAAUUUAUGUACAUGUGGUCAAAAUGGGCGCUGGGAAUGUGAGGAUCACGCCUGUCUGAUAGAGGAUGACAUGAUCCAAGAAAUCAACGGGAGAGGUUACGGUUGGAGGGCAGCAAACUACAGUCAGUUCUGGGGAAUGACCCUGGACGAGGGUCUGCGGUAUCGUCUGGGCACACAACGCCCCUCACGGACCAUUAUGAACAUGAAUGAGAUGCAGAUGAAUAUGAAUGGAAACGAUCAUCUGCCAAGUAACUUCAAUGCAGUGACAAAAUGGCCAGGGAAAAUCCAUGAGCCAUUGGACCAGGGAAACUGCAAUGCAUCCUGGGCUUUCUCAACUGCAGCUGUUGCAUCAGACCGGAUCUCGAUUCAGUCAAUGGGUCACAUGACCCCUCAGCUCUCGCCUCAGAAUCUGAUCUCCUGUGACAAGCGUCAUCAGGACGGGUGCGCCGGGGGGCGUAUCGAUGGGGCCUGGUGGUACCUGAGGAGAAGAGGGGUAGUGACUGAGGAGUGUUACCCCUUCUCCCAGCAAACCCCCGAUGAAGUGGCUCGCUGUAUGAUGCAAACUCGAGCGGUGGGCCGGGGGAAGAGGCAGGCCACAGCGCACUGUCCCAACAGCCACAGCUACCACAAUGAUGUCUAUCAGUCGACCCCUCCGUACAGACUGUCCUCCAAUGAGAAUGAGAUUAUGAAAGAGAUUAUGGAUAAUGGCCCUGUGCAAGCCAUCAUGGAGGUCCACGAGGAUUUCUUUGUGUACAAGAGUGGAAUUUACAGACAUACAGAUGUCAAUUAUCACAGACCGUCACAGUACCGCAAACAUGCAACACACUCUGUCAGGAUAACAGGAUGGGGGGAGGAGAGCGACUACAAUGGGAGAACACAAAAAUACUGGAUUGGAGCAAAUUCAUGGGGGAAGAACUGGGGCGAGGACGGUUACUUCCGCAUCGCUCGUGGUGUGAACGAGUGCGAAAUUGAGACGUUUGUGAUCGGCGUGUGGGGCAGAGUCACCAUGGAAGACAUGCACAACCAUCAUCGUCAUCACGGCCGGCGCAAGUAGAGAUCUGGAGAUCUGCAGAGGGCUCUCUGUAUGAUUUAAACCACAGUCAGUCAGGUCUUGUGAGGGUUUGUUAGAGUCUGUUUUCCACCAAACUGACCAAACCCCAGUGCCUUCUGAAUCUCUUUUCACACCGAAUGCAUACACAGUGGUGUGUCCACUGCCCCCCUCUGUCCAAAUACACAUCUCCACUAAAGGUUUGGUUCCUUUUGGUGAUUAGCAGGAGGAAUGUAAAACUCAAAUUUGUGUAUAUGGCAAAUAUCGUCUUAUUGGUGGAAACCGGCUUGUUACACUCCUUGACUGGACCUCAUACAGUAUAACAAACAGCCACAGGUCUCAGACGCUCUCAGGACUCAGUAUCCAAAGACACACUUCACAAGCACACACACGCUCAGCAUCAUAAUAGAACUAUCUCAAAUGUCUAAUGUAGUGAGAUUCGGAUGAGUCUUACAGUAUGUUUUGUGUUUUUCCGUACAUUAUGCACUCCAUACAUCCUGCUAAAGGAAUAGAGGGAUAGAGGAAGACCAGAAUGGGGGAAGAAGAAGGUUUUUAGGACCAAUAAUUUAUUUAAAAAAAUCCCUAGAUUAGAUUUGCAUUCCAUUGAGAUUAAGGUUGUUUAAAUGUUACUUUUAAGUAUUUUAAGACAUACAGAACCACUCUUGUCUAUGUGAUGCUGAACAGAUACAGGCCGCUUUGUUUUCACAAUUCAAAACUGUUAGUCACUCUCAGUUUAGUAAUUAGAAGCCACGGAAUAAAAAAUACUUUUUUUCUCACAUCAUUUUUUCAGAGUUUAUAAUUCACAAUUGCAAAAGUGAAGAAAUAAAGUCAGAAGUGUGGAUUGAGUAUAUAUCUCACAAUUGUGAGAAAUAGUCAGAAUUGUGAGUUAUAAAUUUAGAAUUAUGGGGAAAAAAGUCACAAUUUUCUUAUUUAUUAUCACAUGGUUGAUAUAUAUCGUGGCCAUGGAUUAAGAAUUUGUUCUCUCUUUAGUAAAUUGUGGAAACUAAUUAAUUUGCACCACGGUAUGCAUAUUUUUUCCACGCAUAUCAUGUGCAGGGCUUCGAAGAAAACAAACCUAAAGAAAUGUUUUAUUUUUUACAUGCUAUUAGACCAAAAAAUGACCUCCAGUUAUUGUAAUUUUAAAUGACUCUUUAAUCCUCAAGAAUUACGUUGGCUGGAAGUGGGUUUGGUCAUGAAACCUGGAGCUUAGUGCAAAUAUGCAAAGGCUAAAACAACCAAUGGUUUAUCACCAAGACCUUGUUUGAAACUUUACAUGUGUUGGCUAUAUUGCGCUGGAAAAAAUGAUAUAUACAGUAUAUAUAUAAAAUACCACAGAUUCAGUGUAUUGAUCCUGCUCUCGAGUCUUAAGCUAUUGUACUCUGUCAACUAAGAUUGUACACAAACAUUGACAUAAACAUUAUUUUUUGUUCUCGUGUCUGUUUUGUUGAAUUAUUUAAUUGACUACUAUGACUAUUUAAAGAAAAAGAAAAAUCUUAAAUGUAAAAGAGGGCAAAAGUGAACAUGGGUUUGAGUACAAUUCUGAAUUACUGUUUCGCUACUGUAUG